Dovyalis caffra is the source of this 270-nucleotide messenger RNA. The record is from the annotation of a GenBank genome assembly. NCBI's taxonomy places the organism in Eukaryota, Viridiplantae, Streptophyta, Magnoliopsida, Malpighiales, Salicaceae.
AUGAGGAGUGUCAUACCGAUAAUUAAGAGGGCCAAAGCUAUUGAUAGAAUUGUUGCUCCGAUGAAUUUGAGUUUGUCGCUAGUUGAGGAUGACCAAAUUAGGCAAGAGCCUAGAGCUAGGGAUCAGCGGUUUAUGCCAAACAUUCCCGGUGUCCUUCGAAGGUUACUGAAAGGAAUGGCUUUGUGCUUACUUGGGAGUACAAAGAUGGGGGUUGGAUGCUUGUUAAAGAUGUUUGAAGAUUAUGAUGAAUACUUUGAAAAUAGAGAAUAA